CACAGGACAGUCCUUACCACGACCAGCAUGCCAGCCCCAUCAUGGCUUAGACGAGCUGCUUGCUCUGGCUUGAGUGGGACCUUGCCGGGCUUGCAUUUUCGCUUCUGUACUGUUCAGAAGCGCCCCUUCGCCGAUAGUACGAGCCAGGAAGCUCCAUGGAUAGUACGAGCCAGCGAAGCCAACCAUCAGGCUUUGGCUGCGGAGAGCAUCUCAAAGCAUGGCUUUGUCAUAUUGAAGAAUUUGUUUGAUGCAGAGGAGUUGAAGACUUUGACAGCACCCGCCACUUCUAAGGCCGAAGAAAUCAUGAGCACAUUAAGGAGUAAGCGCGUCUCCCUGGGGAUAGGCAGUCGUGCUGGGUUCCGCGAAGUUUGUUUGCGAUCGCCUGGCCGGUAUGACAUCCCUUGUGAGUUCAAGGAGUUUCCAUCAGAACUCCUGGAAAGAAUUGAGAGCAUCGCAAGCAAAGUUCUUGCCGACACGAAGUCCUCAGCUGAAGCUGGCAGGGCACAAGAUCUGGGUAUACCCGGUAGAGCCUUCGCUGGUUUGGUUCGAGCUCAACCGAAAUCAGAGGCACAAAUCUGGCACGCUGACUCACCGCACAGUGUACCUGAACAUCAAGGUCCACAUUUGUUGAAUGUUUUGGUGCCAUCGGGCAGCGUCACCAGCGAGAUGGGACCCACUGAGCUAGUGCCUGGUUCGCACUUGUUGACCAACCAUUUAAAGGAUUCAGCGCAGUUUGGCACAGAGAUCCUUUACCAAUCUGAAAGCAACUCUCCACAGAUGAUUGGUUCAUCCGAAGAACCGAUCGCGGCCACCAUGGAUGCAGGUUCCAUACUGAUUUUUGAUGACCGGGUGCUUCAUAGAGGAGGGCAGAACCGCGCUGCACGUGACCGAGAUGUCACCUUCUUCAGUUACACUAAAGCUGACUUCAUGCCGUCCACCUAUUAUGAGUCCGUCCGUACCCUGAAGACCUAUGACCACACAGCCAUGGCUGCGACCAUUCGGUCAGAAUUCCCGGGUCUGAGACAUGGUAAGGAUGCCCCUGUGUUGGCAGAUGGUGCCAGCGGCUCCCAAGUGCACCAGAGUGUGUUGGAAGCCAUGAUGGAGCAGCUUCGUUUUGGCACAGCGAACAUCGGCGGCAGCUAUGACUCCAGCCGCCGUGCGGAACAAGCAGUGGCCAGCGCACGCAGUGCCAUGGCGCAUUUCCUGAACUGUGCAAAGGAAGAGAUUGCCUUUGGACCGAGCAUGACAGCCCUGGUAUACCAUUUGUCUCGGGCUUUCCGGAAUGGCGUAGCGUUUGCAGCUGGAGACAACAUUGUUCUGGAUCCCAUCAGUCACGGUGCCAACGUUUGGCCCUGGGUCCAAUUGGCCAAGUCCAAUGGGGUCGAAAUUCGGUGGCUACCUACUCACCAGGACCUUUCUCGCUGUGCCUUGGACGGAAGCCCGGACGCUGUCGGAGCCGUGGUAGACCAUCGAACACGUUUGGUGGCCAUGGGUGCUGCCUCCAACGGCGUGGGAACUGCGCAUGACAUCACCAGCCUGUGUCAGAGAGCUCGUGACCUUUCCAAUGGAAAUGCCUGGACUUUUGUCGAUGCUGUUCACUAUGCUCCUCAUGGUCAUUUAGACGUGCAAAGCAUCGGCUGCGACUUUCUGGCAUGCUCUCCCUACAAGUUCUUUGGUCCCCAUGCAGGUGUCCUCUACGGGAGACGAGCUACCUUGGAAUCCCUUCCAGCUGAUCGCUUGGACUGUUCAGACAACUCCUUGCCAAGCAUUGAGAACGGCAACAUGUCCCGCUGGGAGUUGGGCACGCAGAACUAUGAGGCCCUUGCCGGUAUCACGGCAGCUGUGAAGUAUUUCGCAGAGCUGGGCGAUCGCUUUGGGGGAGCGAGGGGUGCCACCAUGACCGAACGCAUCGAGACAGGUUUUCAUGCUAUUUGCGCGCACGAAAACGAGUUGAAACGUCGAAUGCUCGAAGGCCUACGAAGCAUGCCAAACAUGCAAGUGCUGGGUGUUGCAGAUCCUGAAGAUGUGCAACAUCGCACGUCAACUUUUGCUGUGGCCAAGAGGGGGCUUGCUGCACAGGAACUUGCAGACAAGCUGUGCGAGAGGGGCAUUUGGUGCACUGCUGGCAACCACUACGCUUCUUUCUGGGAGAAACAUGGUGCCACAGCCGAGGGCAUGACGCGCUUAGGGUUGCUUCAUUACAACACCUUAGAGGAGGUAGACCGCAUUUUGGAAGCUCUGGACCAUUUGUAGAGGGCAGACCAGAAA
This is a messenger RNA of Durusdinium trenchii, 2268 nucleotides long. The record is from the annotation of a GenBank genome assembly. NCBI's taxonomy places the organism in Eukaryota, Dinophyceae, Suessiales, Symbiodiniaceae.